AUAUUCAACGCAGUUAAUCGUGUCGUGCGGAACUGGGAAAACGCUCCUCUGUCACUUCCGGUUCGUCCUCAUCGUAAAAAGAAAUGGCGGACAUGGACGAACUGUUCGGGAGUGAUGGGGACAGUGACAACGAACAAAGAGUGGUCUCAGCAGUGGCGUCUGGCUCUGGUUCAGGUUCUGAAUCUGAGCCGGAGAUGCCCCGGUCCCGUUCCCAUAGUAACGCCUCCGGCAGCGAUGAUGAUGGACAAGAUGGGGGAAAGCCCAACACCAAGGAGCUGUUUGGGGAUGACAGUGAAGAGGAACGCCAGAGCCGACACAGCGACAACCAAUCAAACCUGUCGGAACGCUCAGGAAACCAGUCAGACGCCAGCAUGCACUCGGAGCCCGAGGACAAUGACCAGUCAGACGCGGAGCAGCACAGUGGGUCGGAGAGAGGGCACCGGGAGGAAGAGGAGGAAGAUGGAGAUGGAAGGUCAGAGGCAGGCAGUCCAGUAUCGGGGGUGGGAAGCCCCAGGUCUGGGAGGGGCAGUGCUCGCUCUGAGAAGAGUAUCCAUAGCGACCCGGGGCACCCCCACUCGGCUCCCGGCACCCCCACUCCGCGCCCGGCACCCCCACUCGCGCCCGGCACCCCUCACCCCCCCCCCCUCAGCGCCCGGCACCCCCUGUCAGACCCCGGCACCCCCUGUCAGACCCCGGCACCCCCUGUCAGACCCCGGCACCCCCACUCAGGGCCCGGCACCCCCCACUCAGGGCCUGGAACUCCCCACUCAGAUGGGGAGGGGUCAGGCAAGGAGAACCAAUCAGAUGAUGAAAAGUGGGGAGGAGGGGCUAAGAGUGACCAAUCAGAGGAUGAGGAAGAGGAGAAGAAGCAGCACCAAUCGGAUGAAGAGCGAGAGAAUUCUGAUGAGGACGGGGCGGGGCACAGGAGCAGGAAGAAGUCAGAGUCUGCGAAGGGCAGUGACAGCGAGGAUGACUUCGUCGGACGGAAGAACAAGAAAAUGGCGUCUGCCUCGGACUCUGACAGCGAUGUUGGCGCCAAGAAGGAGAUGGCGGCGGCGUCUGGCUCAGACUCUGACAGCGAUGUUGGAGCCAAGAAGAAGAUGGCUGUGUCUGGCUCAGACUCUGACAGCGACGUUGGAGCCAAGAAGAAGAUGGCUGUGUCUGGCUCAGACUCUGACAGCGACGUUGGAGCCAAGAAGAAGAUGGCUGUGUCUGGCUCAGACUCUGACAGCGAUGUUGGAGCCAAGAAGAAGGGUAAAGGUAAGAAGCCAGCAGCAGACGACCUGUUUGGAGAGGCAGACGACAUCUCAUCAGACAGUGAUGCUGAGAAACCUCCCACUCCAGGACAACCCCUGGACCAAGAGGAUGGUAUGGAAGAGCAGGCUGAGGAGGAGCCCGUCCCAGAGACUCGUAUCGAGGUGGAGAUUCCUAAAGUCAGCACUGAUCUAGGAUCAGACCUCUACUUCGUCAAACUACCCAACUUCUCUGUUGAGCCCAGACCCUUUGACUCCCAGUACUAUGAAGAUGAGUUUGAGGAUGAGGAGAUGUUGGAUGAAGAGGGACGGACCAGGCUCAAACUGAAGGUUGAGAAUACUAUCCGGUGGAGAGCCAAGAAAGACGAGGAGGGGAACGAGAGCAGAGAGAGUAACGCCCGCAUCGUCAAGUGGUCUGACGGCAGCAUGUCUCUCCACCUGGGUAACGAGGUGUUUGAUGUGUAUAAAGCUCCUCUCCAAGGAGACCACAACCACCUGUUCAUCAGACAAGGAACUGGACUACAGGGACAGGCUGUGUUCAAGACCAAACUCACCUUCAGACCCCACUCCACAGACAGUGCCACCCACAGGAAGAUGACCCUCUCUCUGGCUGACCGCUGCUCUAAGACCCAGAAGAUCAGAAUACUGCCCAUGGCUGGACGAGACCCCGAGUCUCAACGCAACGAGAUGAUCAAGAAAGAGGAGGAGCGUCUGCGUGCGUCUAUCCGUCGAGGACAACAGCGGCGGAUGAGAGAGAAGCAGCACCAACGAGGGCUGAGCGCCGGUUACCUGGAGCCCGAUCGCUAUGACGACGAUGAGGAGGGCGACGAGUCGGUCAGCCUGGCUGCCAUCAAGAGCAAAUACAAGGGAGGAGGAGGGGCUGGAGGGCUGAGGGAGGAGCGUGCUCGGAUCUACUCGUCUGACAGUGAUGAGGGUUCUGAUGAUGAUAAAGCCCAGAGACUGCUCAAGGCCAAGAAACUAGACUCUGACGAGGAAGGGGAGAGUUCAGGGAAGAGGAAGGCUGAGGAGGAUGAGGAGGAGGAGGUGGAACCCAAGAAGGCAAAGAAAUACGUCAUCAGCGACGAAGAGGAGGAGGAAGAUGAUGAAUGAUGUCAUGUUGUUGUUGAUCAUACCACUGUAAUAUCAGUGUGUUGUUAUAUCCAGUGGGUUGCGAUGUAGACCUAAACGUUUCAUUUAUAGUUUGUAUAUUUUCUAAUGAUGACUGUGUGUGUGAGAGAGAGAGAGCUCUGUACAGCUGUAGAAAUAAAGACAAGAUGAACUAAGUGUUUAUCUCAAUGACCAAA
This is a messenger RNA of Oncorhynchus tshawytscha (Chinook salmon), 2557 nucleotides long. Its product is annotated as RNA polymerase-associated protein LEO1-like. The record is from RefSeq and is a predicted model, not a curated record. NCBI's taxonomy places the organism in Eukaryota, Metazoa, Chordata, Actinopteri, Salmoniformes, Salmonidae. Gene Ontology annotation, biological process: positive regulation of transcription elongation by RNA polymerase II; transcription elongation by RNA polymerase II. Gene Ontology annotation, cellular component: Cdc73/Paf1 complex; nucleus. Gene Ontology annotation, molecular function: RNA polymerase II C-terminal domain phosphoserine binding.